Astyanax mexicanus (Mexican tetra) is the source of this 2449-nucleotide messenger RNA. It is a transcript of the gene khdrbs1b, whose product is annotated as KH domain containing, RNA binding, signal transduction associated 1b. The transcript has 9 exons. Gene Ontology annotation, molecular function: poly(A) binding; mRNA binding. The record is from RefSeq and is a predicted model, not a curated record. Bases 259 to 1317 code for a protein of 352 amino acids. Gene Ontology annotation, biological process: regulation of alternative mRNA splicing, via spliceosome. Lineage: Eukaryota; Metazoa; Chordata; Actinopteri; Characiformes; Acestrorhamphidae. Gene Ontology annotation, cellular component: nucleus.
CAUUGUUCUUCCAUUUGCAGUGCAGCGCACGCACGAGACCCGCUCGGUCCGCAGCUCCGUCCGGUUAAAACAACGGGGAACACAGCGAGCCGACUCCAGCAAAAAACAGGGCCCCCACCCGCACCCGCCGAGGGAAAGUGGAGCUUUAGCAGGGGCAUCCUCACUCCAGACCCCCCCGGUUCCCUGUCGGAUCUCGGCGCGCAGCCUCGCCUCGGUUAAAACUUCCUCCGUCCCCUCGGUCCCUCUCUCAGACCCAAAAUGGAGAACGAGAGUAAGUACCUCCCGCAGCUGCUGGCGGAGAGAGACAGCCUGGACGGCUCCUUCAUCCACGCCAUGAAGCUCAUCUCUGCAGAAAUUGAGAGGGUGCAGAAAGAGGAGGCACCAGAAAAGGACAACGAAGCUUACUUGGAUCUCUUCACAGCAAAGAAUAUCAAACUGAAGGAAAGGGUUCUCAUACCAGUCAAACAGUACCCGAAGUUUAACUUUGUUGGGAAGAUCCUUGGGCCUCAGGGGAACACAAUCAAGAGACUGCAGGAGGAGACAGGAGCAAAGAUCUCUGUGCUGGGGAAGGGUUCCAUGCGGGACAAAGCCAAGGAGGAAGGCCUGAGGAAAAGUGGAGAGCCAAAAUAUGCGCACCUGUCCAUGGAGCUCCACGUGUUUAUUGAAGUCUUUGCCCCGGUGCCCGAAGCAUACCUGCGCAUGGCCCAUGCUAUGGAGGAGAUUAAGAAGUUCCUGUUCCCGGACAUGAUGGAUGAAAUUUGCCAGGAGCAGUUCAUGGAGAUGGGUUAUCUGAAUGGCAGUCAGGAUCAUGGCGCUCGAGGUCGAGGCGGCCCAAUGGGCAGAGGCCGCGGAGCACCUGCUGCACCCAGGGGUCGUGGCAUGCCGCCAAUGCGUGGCGGAGCCCCUCGGGGUGGUCCUUCUAGAGGCGGAGCAGUGAGAGGCGGUCCAGCAGGGCGAGGUGGACCGCCAUCUCAGCCAGCAAGAGGUGGUGCGGCUGGCCGUGCGCGUGCCCCUGCUGCAGGACCCCAGAGAAUGCCUCCUCCGCCACCACGCCCUCCUGCCCAGGAGAAUUAUGAAGAAUAUUCUUAUGAUGAAAGCUACACAGACCCAGCUUAUGAAUCCUAUGAUGGCUACUACAGUCAACAACAAGCAGAGCCAGAGUACUAUGAUUAUGGUCAUGGAGAAUCACAGGAGGGAUAUGAAAAUUAUGCUCAGGAUGACUGGAACGGAACACAGCGUGGUGCUGCUGCUGGGAAGACCCCUGCUCAGAGACAAACUAAGGGGACGUACAGAGAACACCCUUAUGGACGAUACUGAACUCCACACGCAGGACGUCAUCCAUAAUGUGUCACCAUGAUGACUGUCUCCCAUGGCAGCUCACGCUUUAAGCAACCCGACAAAAGUAAUUGUCCGUCUUUGGGUUUCGUUUUUCUACUCUGGACAUUUUUAAAGGAAACUCGACAAAUCGGCAACUGAAUGCUUCAAGAUCUGAAAGUCCAAGACAGUUUUUGAGGGUUUAGAUAUUUAAAAAAUGAGCUGUUCUUUUGUUUUCAGUUUUGGUUCGCUAUCCCCUCCCCCCCCUGCUCCUAUCUCCCUUUGCUUUUUUGCAUUGUUUAUAUAUACAUUUUUUUCCCACCUCCCCUCUCUUCUCAGUGAUUGGGUAAAACAUUUAAUUUGAAAGUUAAAGCAGAACUGUGUAGCCACUUGUUGAGUGUCCCAUGACACCACUUUAAUUUGUGUUACUUUUAAAAGAAUCUUUAGAGAUGCAGUUGCAGAUUCCCAUUUAGGCUACAUUUCAAAAUUCUGCUCAAUAGUAGAUCAAAAAAGUAAUUAAACCAAAUCAUGUAUUUUAUGUAAUGUAACCAACUUUAAUUAAGGGAACGAAAAAUCUCUUCAAUGGCAUUGCAAACAACCAUGGACUAUUCCUUAUUUGUGUUAAAUAGUCUUAAAAGAUGUAAAUCUAGAUUUAGGUUUCAAUAUUUUUCAUUGUAUUUUAGAGUUUUGAAAUAUAGCCCUAAUAGACACUGUUGAGAUGGACUGUCCUCAAAUCCUUAAUUUGAUAAAAUAAGUUACGGCUCUUCAAAACUGUUCUGUAAAAUGGCCUGUUUUUGGCUACUUAUGUUUAAAAAUAUAAAAUAAGUCCGAUCUUCAUGGAGGAAACCAUGUUAUAUAAACUGCAUGCACAAACUGCUUAAGAAGGAUUGGGACAACAAUCUCUACAAGGGUCACCUCUUCCUAAUGUAAAGGGAUACUGCAGCUAAAUAUGAAUCUCUUGUACAUAGUUAAAAUACGUCCAAACUGUACUUACUGCCAUUUAGUCUCUGUACCCUCUCCAUAAAAUGCAGAAUGCUACAUGUGUAAGCUUGCCUAAAUAGGUAACUAAAUCUGUCCAAAAAUGUUUUGCAGCAGUUGUCAAUAAAGCCUAGUUUGUUUUUUUAUGAAACUUUAA